This is a messenger RNA of Leishmania braziliensis MHOM/BR/75/M2904, 2961 nucleotides long. RefSeq lists its product as hypothetical. Bases 1 to 2961 code for a protein of 986 amino acids. The record is from RefSeq and is a predicted model, not a curated record. NCBI's taxonomy places the organism in Eukaryota, Euglenozoa, Kinetoplastea, Trypanosomatida, Trypanosomatidae. The transcript has a single exon.
AUGCCCAUGUAUUCUGAUGAGGAUGCAGAGGUGGUGGUGCGGAUGAAGCCGGCCAGUGCGGAUGCUUGGCGAAAAGUGAAAUCUUGUGCGGCACAGCGCUCUGCCACCACCCACGGACGAGCCGCAGUCGGCGUUACGAGAGGGGUGACAUCUGUGUGGCUCCAACGACGCGGCCGCAUGCUGUGGCGUCGGUACUGGGUCAUCGGCGUUGCGCUGUUGUUGACGGUUCUCCUCGUCGCUCAGCUUCUCCUAGCACGACCAGCGUUGGGCCCCGCUCCCUCCACUACUUCUGUUGGCAAUACGAAGGUAGAGGACAUGAAGGCUGGGCAACGUGUGGUGGCGUCUACAACAGCGCCGCAGCGGCUGGAGAAGAAUUGUACAACGUUGCGGCCACCAGUCUCCACUGAGGCUGUGGUUGACAGCUGGAAGAAUGAUGCUGCGGCAACGCCAUCCAACGAAGGAGAUGGCAUCGGCGAAGAGUCGCGGUCGCCCACAACGGAGGUGCCUUUGGUCACCGCCUCCCCGCCCCUAAGCGCACCUGACGGCACCUCAUCAGCUUUCGAGUCGACAUAUUCGCCCCCGCAGGAACAGGUGGCCGACGCAAGCCUGUCAGCCGGGGCUAAGGGCAAUACCGCAGAAAUGGCAGCCGGCGCGGAGACGUCGGAUCCGUCAAUGGAAGAGCUGCUGGGCUCACCGGUUCACACGAGUGCCACCAUCGGCAAUCAGUCGUCACAGCAGCAGCAGCACCAACCGACCCCUGUCAAGCAUGUCUCAUCACAGCAGCCGCAGAAAUCGCAAGAGGAGAAGGAGAUGCAUCCCAGCGAUGUACCACCUCCACGUCCUGCGCCCUGGGUGAAAGGUGGUGGCAGCGUUCGCUUGAGUCACUCGUUCUCCGUUCUUACAGUCCUGGCCGAUCCACCCUUGACGACACCGCAUCUCUCUGCCGAUGCCACCAAUCGCGUUCAUGACAAAGAAGCCCGGCUGCUGCAGAGGGCCACUGUGGGCCUCUACCGGUCGGGUGUGACGCAGCACGCCAGCUUCCACGAGUGGCUCCUUGUUCACAACAGGGUGCUAGAGGUGGCGACGCAGAAGAGGGAGGAGGCUGUGGUGCAGGCGUGGUGGCGCGCGGCGUGCAGCAAGCAGGAGGGAGCAGCAGCCCCCUCUGUUGCGGAGCUGACCUCUACCUCGAAGCUGCUGCCGCGUGUACGCGUUGCGGGACUUCCGCACACAUCACUGAACAGUCCACAGCUGACCAAGCUGGCGUUUGCACUUCUGCACGGCUUCCGGCUUGUCGUGACGGAGUACGUCGUUCUCCACGACUUACGGUGGACCUUGACGGAGGCGAGCGGACUUGUCUUCGGUGGCGCAGCAGACACGACGGGCGCCACAUCCACUGGACGCGCCAACUCGGCUGACCCCAGCGCAUCAGACUCUUCGAAUGGCAGUGUUGUGCAGCGCGAGAUCACGCUGGCUCUUCAGACGCUCUCGAAGAACGCCUUUCCAAAUCUGCCAACGAUGGUGGUGGACCAGGCGCGCAGCGGCGCCGCAGAGGACGUACACGCUUACCACCUUCGAGUGUACGCGUCGCAGGAAUGGCGUCAGCCGGAGCGCGAGGCGGCGCUGCAAUCUCAACUGAUCGCCUACGUGCAGAGGAUUCAGCUCCCCACCACGGCAUCGCCCUCCGUGGCGGAGUCAGCUCCCAAACCCGUGCCCGACACCCCCAUCGCAAGCGCCGCCACAACCACCAACAACGCCAGGGCUACCGCUGGCGCUGAGGCGACUGCAACGAGUGAACUGCGGGUGCAGCACGGCCUGCCCAUUGUGGCGUAUAGCGCAUCUGCUCACUUCCACUGCCAACGUGCGCCUCUCUACGGCAUUCGCAUUCCGGCUCCGCUAUGGCUCCGCCGCUCCAGGCACACAUCCGAAGCGCCGUCACACAGCACUCACUACUCAGCGCAGGGAAGAAACACCUCCACCCCCUCCCCACCCUUCACGACUCUGUGCGAGGCGCUUGUCAGCAGCCAGUUGGGGCUUGGCGAUGCCUACGCUGUUCAGAGGAACACCUUCUACCGCGUCUUCUGCAAGGAGUGGCUUCAGUUCACGCUGCUGCCGAGCCCCCAGACACCGACACGCCGCAAUGCCGGCCUGGCUACCGCAUCCGAAGCCGAGACAGCGGACCUCAUGGCGAACCUGCGCAAGGUCGCGACACAGCGCGAGAACGACGUCGAGGAGCAGCGUAUGGACAUCACGCAAGGACUGGGCGACGGGCUGUGCACGGUGGAGUGGGUGGCACACCUGAAGGCGGCACAGCUGCACUAUCGCAAGAUGGCAGAGCGUGAGCGCUGGCGAGCCGGCAAUUCGACGCGCUUCACAGCGACCACAGCCGCGCACGAUAUAGCCGAAAUCGCUGCUCAUCCCCUCGUCUCUACUGAAGCGUCAACCGCUGUGCCGCAGCUCGCUCUCUCUAACGCAGCUGGGUGGUCGCCGUACUUGAACCAGUACGCGACGCUUCUCUUCUCCGAAGAUACGGUGCAGCUCUCGCGCGUGGCUGGCACGUACCUCGCGUUUCUGCCAAACGUUAGCUACGCCCUCCAGCACAUCCGACACACGAUGGAGGACAAGCUUGCCCUUGUGUCGCUCAAGUACGCGGUAGAGCGGACGAGGCGCUUCACCUCCUUGAAGCAGCCGGACGAUCGAGAAGUCGUCUGCCUCCCCUCACACCUCUCCCGCGUGCACCGACACGCUGUCAUGUACAAGACGCAGUGGUUCCUGGCCAAUCUCGCUUUGCGGUGCGUACAGCACAAGAGCGCCUGCCUCGGCGGCCUCUUCGACUCGGAGGAGCGCACCCUCCAGAACAUGGGCCGCUACUUCUCCACGACCAGUAAGUGGAGUCGCGGUGAGUUCCGCGUCUGCAUGUCGUCUGGCGCAUACGUCUCCGACCCCUUCAACGACCUUCUAUGA